CCAAUUACAACACACGACGAGCUCGCGAGCUAACGCCAAUACCCCUGGAAGAUAUCUUGAAGCACACGACUGACCCAUAGCCUUUAAGGUUACAUACCACCCGCCUCUGCUCCUCCCACGGGCCAAAGCCUAGGAGAAAUUGCGCAGCUCAGCGCUCAUCUCGCAUCGAUCGGCGAUGCAUACAAGACGAUAAAGGGCAGCUGCAGCAACUCACUCACCUGCCCAAACCUGCCGAUCAUUCAUCACUUACAAGGAACAGACCCCGGCCCAUAUUGAAGCUCAAACGGAAUAGCAAAGCCCAUGGACCCUUCAGCUGCCACGAUGGCUUCGCGGCCGGCCCCGCCGGCAAAGCGCAAUGCCAGCUCUGGUAACAACAAGAGAAUGAGCGGAUCACCUGUGCCGGCUAGCCCGCAGCCUGAGAGGUCGCCUUCUCUCUCUACAUCUGCAUCGUCGAGAUCGAUUCAGGAGACGGGGGAUACUCUCGUUGGGCCUACCUCGUCUGCUACUUUGAGCGGCCCAGGCCUCGGCUUCGAUGUAGGCGAAGGCGCAGGCGCGGACGGGGAAGCAGAUGAUAGCAUGACAGCGGCAGAGAUGGAGCGAGCCAUGGCUGGCUUGACGCGCAAUGACCUGUUCACGGCGCUGAAGAGAGCAAAGGAGGAGAUGGAUAGGCUCGAUGCUGUGGUCUCAUCCCAAUCCCUGGAGAUCGAGACCCUUCAAUCCUCGCACACGGACCUCACCACCCGCCUCAACUCGCAAGAAAAUGAGCACUCCCGUCUCAACCUGGCCGUCGCUCAGCGCGAAGCCCGGCUGGACGAGAUGCGCCUCGAGCAAGAACGGCUAGAGGCGGAUCUCUUCUCGCGAGUCGCCAGUCAAGACCGGCUCAAAGCCCGAGCAGAGGAGGCAGAGCGACAGUGUCGUUUAGCGGAGGAGCGAUUGAUCGGGUUGGGUCAGGCGAGCGAUAGGGAGAGGGAGUACGCGAGUGAUCAGGAGGAGCUACUGCGCGGCCAGGUCGAGAGGCUGGGAAGGGAAAAUGCAGGCUUGAAGGGUGAGGUGGAAAGGUUGAGGGAGGAGUUGGAGGCGAGGCCGGACGAGCAUGAGCAGGCGGCAUUAGACAGGGAGCAGACGGGCGAUGGCAAGCUGGCUGGCGAGGAAGCAGAUGCCAAAGAUACGUCCGCGGUACCUACCACGCCCAGCUCUACCCUUUCAACACCACAGCGUCCCCGCGGUCAAGCAUCCCGCGGGCACCUCUCGCCUUCCCCUCGUGGACCACGCUCCCGCUCCUUUGCCGCUGAGCAAGACGCCGCCGAAUCCGAGGCGCUCGUCUCCUCCCUUUCAGAGGAGGUGGCCCAGCUUAAGAAGACGCUGGCGAGCCAGGACGCCGCCUUGAACGAGGUGCGCUCCACCCUCCUUAAGGAACGCUCUCGCGCUCAAGACCUAGAAGCGGAAAAGGCUGAGCUGGAGAGUCUGGCGUACGGGAACACGCUGCAGCACUUGAUGAGGAGGCGCGACGCUAAAGAUCGACUAGACGAAGAGGAGGAGGGGGAGGAGAGCGAGCUAGACAGCAGUGCGGCAGCUAGUACUAGCGGGCAAUCAUCUGGCACAGAAGAAGAGGAGAGCAGCGCCAGUAGCGCUGCUGAGCAACAGGAGGAAGAGGACGACGUACCUGACACGCCCGUCACUCCAAAGGCCAGCAACAUCAGCGCGACGAAGGCUUCACGCCGCAAGUCGACCGGGCUUCGCUCCGCCUCCGGACGACUGCGUCGACGUACGAGCCUGACGGAGAUUCCCGAAUCCCUCAGUCAGGAGCUCCUCCAGCCGCAGCCUACGCACACGGACACAUCUUCCUCCCUCUCCUCCUCGCCCUCCCAACAAGGCGAUGUCGCAACAAUGCGCACCGAGUUGGCCAAACUUCGCCUAGAGAACAAGGGCUUGAGCGUCUACAUUUCCAAGAUCCUCAACCGUAUCCUCUCGAUGGAAGGGUUCGAGAAGGUCCUCGCUGCCGACUAUACUGGCUCCGGUGUGGGAGGAGCUGCGGGGGGAUGGCAAGGCAGCGUCAGAGCGCAGAGGACUGCGGUGGCUCAGAGGGAGUGGCAGGAGAGGAACAGUCCUCAGAAGAAGAAGAGGACGAGCAUUUUGCCUGCAAUUUUGACGUCGGGAGUAGGAGGAGGAGGAGGAGGGGGAGGGGGAGAGAGAUCCUCUUCGCCUGCGACUGGUGGGGACGAUGUGGAAAGCGAUUCUGCCUCGACGACGAGUGCCGCCGAUAGCGCGGCGGCAAAGAAGGAUCGACGUCGUCAAAGCACCGGCAUCUUAGGCUUCGGCGGCUCGUCUUCCUCUUCCGGUGGUGGCCCUUCCUCUUCGUCCUCCUCCAUUGGCGGCGCAGGCGACCAGGCAGCAGUAAAGAAGAAAGCAGGUCGAGCCUCGGUCGAUUGGAAGUCUUUGCGGAUGCCCUGGUCGUCUAGCAGCCCAACGGCUACUGAGCAGCCGAGCAAUCUACGACCCUUUGCCCUCAAGACGACGAGCACGGGGCAGCCAAGCGAGUCCACCCCGCAUUCAAAGCGGAACACCGUCACGCUCACCUCUUCCCAGGGAGCGGGAGCGGUUGGAGAUACAUCCCUUUCCUCGCUUGGUUCGCCCAUUCUCUCACAGGGGGACACAUCGACCCUCUCAACCCUCUCGGCUCACUCGCAAUCGGCGCCCUCAGACGAAGAUGAAGUAGAGAGGCAACGUGCUCGCACCUUACUUGAGAUGCAGGGCCUGAAGGUCCCCGAGCAUCAGUUGACGCCUGUUUCCCCCGCUACGAAGGAGGGGCAAUCGAUGACAGGCGCGAGCGGUGGAGCAACAGGAGCAGGAGCAGGUGGAGGAUUUGGAGCUUUCUUCGCUCGCGUGCUGAGCGGGACAGGGGCUGCGCCUGCAAGCACGUCGCCGCAACCAGGCGUCGCUACCUCCUCCUCCUCGUCCUCUGGCGGAACUGCGCAUCAUGCAGGGGACGAGGAGGCCGAUUCAAGCCUGACAAGGCCGGAGGACCUGAUGGGCAGCAGCAGCGGUAGUGGGCGUAGGCGUGUGCGUCCCUCGAGAAGAAGCAUGACGACCGAUGGACUCUUUAAGGGAGCGGUUGCUGAUAGUAGUGUGGCGGGGGAUGAGAGUUAUGCGUUUAGGUCGGAGAGGUGAGGCGUGGAGGGACAGACAGGGAGGGGAGGGGAGGGCACGCGAGCCAGCAGAAG
Jaminaea rosea is the source of this 3221-nucleotide messenger RNA. RefSeq lists its product as hypothetical. Lineage: Eukaryota; Fungi; Basidiomycota; Exobasidiomycetes; Microstromatales. Bases 301 to 3168 code for a protein of 955 amino acids. The record is from RefSeq and is a predicted model, not a curated record. The transcript is spliced from 2 exons.